AUGCGUCGCAGUAAGCGCAGUUUUUUUAAUGUGACUCUGAUUGUGACCACUGCGGCGCAGUUACGCGCAGUUGCGCCGCAAAAUGACCACUGCGCGCAAAUGCGACGCAGUCCUAGAAAAAGAGGCGACAUGGGUACAAAUGAUCCAUUAGAAGGUAAAAUGCGAAAUGGUGAUACUGUUAGUGUAUUCAAUGGAAUUGAUCAAUAUUUUACAAUUGAAGAAAAUGAUUAUUUAGAAAUUGUUCGUACGGGUAUUUUAACAAUUGUUGCUUGGUUUCGUCCAGAUACUUUACAAUUUGAACAUAGUACAGGAAGUGGAUAUGUUUGGUGGGUGGGCAAAGGUAAAAGAAAACAACAAAAUUGGUCGGCAAGAAUCUAUAAUUAUUUCAAUAAAGAAAAUCGUCCGAAUAGAAUAAGUGGUUAUGUUUUUAAUUUAAAUGGUGGAUUAGGUGCUGGAAGUUAUUUUCAAGAUCAAAUUAAGAUUGGACAAUGGAUUUUCUAUACACUUGUUAUUAAUACAAUUAACGUUACGGAUGAUUAUCCAACUGGUUAUACAAAAAUUUUUAAAAAUGGUAUACAAAGGGAUCAAGAUGCUUUGAUUGAUUAUAAAGUUGUACCUGAAAAAGGAACAGCGCCUAUGCGUAUUGGUACAAGAGAUAGAAAAUCAUUUUUUAAAGGAGCUAUUGGAAAAGUUGCACUUUUUGAUUAUGAAUUAAAUUCACCACAAUUAUUAAAUUUUAACAGUGAUUAUUGA
Adineta ricciae is the source of this 753-nucleotide messenger RNA. The record is from the annotation of a GenBank genome assembly. NCBI's taxonomy places the organism in Eukaryota, Metazoa, Rotifera, Eurotatoria, Adinetida, Adinetidae.